Molecule: messenger RNA, 2628 nt
Organism: Apiotrichum porosum
Lineage: Eukaryota; Fungi; Basidiomycota; Tremellomycetes; Trichosporonales; Trichosporonaceae
Exons: 2
Coding region: 1-2628 (875 amino acids)
Source: RefSeq, a predicted model, not a curated record
AUGGGACUGCUUCAACGACGCAGCAUCCACGCAGGCGCCGAUGGCCCUGUCCCCCAGACUCCCGGUCGCCAACGCGCCCGCAAAGGCAGCGUUCCUUCCCAGCUCGGAGUACCGGGCAUGCCAGACGAUGCUAUCCAGAAACGCAAGUCCUUUGUGAACAUCUUUCGAGGUCUGCGCAAAGAUGACAUGCCGCCGCCACCCGUCCCGUCCCUCCCUAUCGGCCCUGCGCCAGUCUCGAUUCUCCGCACGACGUCGUCGUUUGCCGACGGCGGCGGACCUGCAGUGUCGAGAACGAGCCUGUCAAUGCCGGGCAGCCCGCCGCGUCCACCUCGCCCGCUUCCAGGCGUAGGGGUAUGCUCGACCCUCCCGCCACCGCGACCAUCGUUCUCCCAGCCCCAGCGCGCAUAUGGGCACUCGCCGGCCAGUUCGUAUAGCUCGAUGAUAAGCUCUGCCAGCGGCGGUCGGCGUCCCCUGCUGAACAUAUCGGCGCCUAUUCCCGGCCUAGGAGACGUUCCGCCACUGCCAACCACAAGUGCGGUGUUCAGUAGGGAGCGUGGUGGCGUCUCUCCCACUACUUCCCAUGACAAUAUGGCUGCCAACCGUCGCACACUCCCGGCUCUGCCAACUGCGUCAAUUGAGAACACUUUGGGUCAUGCGCGCACCGACUCUGUCACGACGAAUGACUCGUCAGAUCAACCACCGCACUCCAGGCGGCGUAUCCACUCGCACCUCCAGGACCGGCUGAGCAACGGCUAUGGAGGGGAGAUGUCCCCCAGCCCAUCGAUGCCAUCCACUCUUGCGAAGCCACCCACUCCCGCGGUGGCCUCAGCACCGGCGCCAGAGCGCCAAAGCACUGGCGAGCAGGACUUCAUCUUUGACGCCCGCGUAGCUGCAAUGUUGAGUGACCCGCCUCUUCCACCAACGACCACACCAUUCACCCGUAUCAAGGCCACAGACCCUGGCACGGACGUGUUCACGACGGUCCCAGCCUCCCCACUGUCCAACGUCCCCCCUCCUGGUCGUCAGCAGUCACGCCUGCGGAUGUAUGCCAACACCCACUCACCUGUUCCAUCGCGACCGUCGUCCGUUGUCGACAACUCGGAGAUGAGGAUCCUGCCACCAGGCGCACUGUUGUCGCGUGGAGAAUCGCUCGGAGUGUCCAACCGCGCGGCGUACCCUCGAGCCCCUAAAUUCGUUGCCGAUGGCCCCCGCCCAGACUCGUUGCUGAGUACCGCCAGCUGGGCUUCUGCAGCAUCGGGUCCGCGGCUUCAGGCACAUGAUGGUGUCCGCGUCCACCGUGCGGGAUCCAUGUCCGACUCGAUCAUGGGCUCGGUGUCGGAAUCCAUUUCGGGCUCGAUCUCGGGCGGCGACUCGUCCAUGGACGACUCUGUCGAAGACCUCCGGACGGUCGAGGAUUGCGGACCCAUGCUUCCUAUCCGUGUUGGUGCGGAUCCACGCAACUCGUUGAUUGUCAUCCACCCUCAGGACCCCAUUACCCCCAAGUCGCACCAGUUCCCUCCCUCGGCAUUACUGGCACCCCCUUCCAGCUUUGCAGACGGCACCCCUGGAUCCAUCUAUUCGAACACUUCGGCUUCUUCUUCCAACACGGACCUUCAUGACAGCGCCAACUCACGAACCCCUACCGCUUCGCGUAUCAAGCUGAUGCGUUCGCCAUCGGCCACACGUGAAAUCGAUACCCUGCGCACACGCAAUUCACUGCUCGAGGUGACCAAUGCGCGUCUAGAGGCCGACCUCAAGAAGGCGCGAUCUGACGUCAGCCUGCGUCCCGGAAACGCGUCCAUCUACUCGUCGGCGCGCCCUGGUACCAAGCGCGACUCGGCGAGCACUACAAAGACGGCGACGGCCAACAAGCGCGACUCUGCUCUCACCAUCCGCGACGACGGAGCAGGCAUCUAUUCACAGAUGAAUGCUGGCGGUGGUCGUUCGCAAGCCGACCUUGCGGUCCCUGCCCUGCUGUCAGAGAUUGAGUUGCUGAAGAGGAGCGGCGCGCAACUGCAAGCCGAACUCCAGGCAGUCAGGUCCCAGGUUUCGCUGCUGUUCCCGCCAACGCCUGCUGAGAUGGCCGAACAGGAGGCACGCGAUCCCAGCGGCGGUCUGUCGAGCCCGGGACGCAUGAGCACCGACGCGAAACCGGACCGCAACCCCUUCCGUGCAAGCAAGCACGGCGGCGUGCAGAGCGGCCUGGUCACCCCGACACUGUCAUCGACGUCUGCUGUGGGCAUGGGGUCGCCGUCGUCCAGCAGUUCACGUUCGCACUCGGCCGCCUCGACCGCCUCCACACCCCUGACGCCACAGAUGAGCACGCAGUGGGCACAGGUCCAGACUGGGCCUGGCAGCACCGUCAAGCUGGCCAGCUACGACAAGUACACGACCAUACCACCGGCCCACUUUACGUCCAUCCCCCCCACGCUCGCUCCCGUGCCCGCCACGCGCGCCACUGUGCCCGUGCACCAUCCCCAGCCGCGCCCGAUGAGCGCAUUCAGCGCCAGGAGCAUCAACACGCUUAGCUCCAGGACACCCCCUCCCCGUCCUCCGAGGCGUGUUUCGCGUAUGCCCGCUGUGCCGGCAGCCAACAUCAACAUCAGCACGAGCGUCAGAGCUGCAUAG